AUGCGUACCAGGACAACCCUAUACAACUCGGACGGUCCACCCAAGGGCCAUGAGGACAACACUCGUGGCCCCAGCACGCGCUCGCGAUCGUGGCUGCGUUCGGGAACAAGCCGUUUGGAUACCAGCGACGACACCCAGCCUCCAGCCGUCAUCGAGAGUCAACGCGGUUGGACGCAUGAGGUCAAGCAUCCAGCUCAAGAUUAUCACUCGCUACGUCCAUCGACGCGCUCUGUGACAAGGGGCAGGAUGCAAAUCGAUCACGAGGCGGCGACCCAAUCCAUCGUCGACGACCGCUUCUUGCUGGAACCAGUUACUGAAGACACCCAGCAUCUGGAUGAAAAAGGCCGCGAGCGCGCAGGCAAGCAACAGCGACGCGACGUCCAGUCCUCACGCAGCCCUACCCCCUUCAGCACCAACGGACACGCGGUUACCAUUGACCAUCGCUUCUAUCCUCACAUUAUCGAUUCAGUUGUCGACCACCUUCCCUAUGGAUCUCAGCUUGUCCUCCGUGGCGCCUCCAAGAGCUUUCGCGACAGAAUCAAUGCGCUUCUCGUGCAGCACCUCCUCCUCUCCUUUACUGGCAUCACCGCCGCUAAAGGUCCCAUUCCCUUCAUGCCCGACUAUGCCACUGCGAAGUCCAACCCCUCCAAUAUCCUCGCCGCUGUUGCGGUCAUCGACCUCUGCUGCUAUGAAGACUUCCCCGUCCCGCAAGACACCAAGGAAACCCUUCAACAACUCAAUCCUCGUGUCAUCAGGAUCCAUAACUGCGAAGCCAACCUCUACCUUCCUCAACCAUGCAACGCCAAAGUUCUAGUUCUCUUCCUGGAAACUGUCACCAAACAGUGCCGGUUUAUGGACAUUCCCCUGUCGCUCGACAAACUAAUCCUCCACGUUCGCUACGCAUAUCCUGGCUUUCACGGCUGUGGACCCCCACACUUCGCCGGCCCCCUUCCCAAGGAAGCGGUCUUCGUCUUUUCGUCCUCGGAUGGCCGCAACGGCCGCGGCGAGGACUACGGAAGCAAGAAGAAGAAGUGUGCCCAUGUCGUCGGAAAGCUAUUUGAGUUCCUCCUGCACCCUAUCCUUGAAGCAGUUACCAAGGGUUACGCACCGACUUUGACCAUCGUCGACCUUCCAGUCGUGGACUUGGCAUGGAAGGACACGGAACCCCGAGCACCUGCCCUUCGCCGCGAGGCCUGCCGGCAACGUCUUCGCGAGUGCCUUAUCCCUUAUACGGCCUUUGGAUACCUACACAGCCCAGCGCUCAUCAACGAAGUCGUCUCAAAGCUCCGAUUUGUCUCUCGAAAGGAGUACUCCCAGAUGCUGCCACGUCGCGACUUUCUGCUUGAGACGAGGGUGGUCGCUCGCGACUGCAGCCCCUGA
Apiotrichum porosum is the source of this 1380-nucleotide messenger RNA. RefSeq lists its product as uncharacterized. The record is from RefSeq and is a predicted model, not a curated record. NCBI's taxonomy places the organism in Eukaryota, Fungi, Basidiomycota, Tremellomycetes, Trichosporonales, Trichosporonaceae. The transcript has a single exon. The coding region runs from base 1 to 1380 and encodes 459 amino acids.